Lodderomyces beijingensis is the source of this 3162-nucleotide messenger RNA. The record is from the annotation of a GenBank genome assembly. Lineage: Eukaryota; Fungi; Ascomycota; Pichiomycetes; Serinales; Debaryomycetaceae.
AUGUCUGCUGAAGAUCAUGUACCAGAGUUUAAUAUUGAAAACCAUGCAGAAGGGGAUGCCAACGCCGAAUCAAUCAACGUUGACACCUAUAACCAGCGCAUGAAAUUGGAGAGGGGUCCGUCAUUUUUGCAGCACAGGACAACUUCAGCUUCGUCUCAGUGGCAGCAGCAACACCACCACCACCAGUUACCCUCAUCGCGGUUGAAAUCCACGAGAUCGUUCGAAACCGAAUUUUCAGGUCUCACAUUGUCGUUGACGAAUUCAGGUUCCGCAGCUCAUGAACGCAAGUUUGCUCGCACGGUGCCUUCUACACCGAUGAUCCAUGAAGACUUGGAGUCUCCUUUGUUGGCGGCCAAGCAUUCCUUAAACAUUAGAUCGCAGAUUUUUCGAAAAAGCCUUGUUAGUCCGCCCCAUAGACGCUUUUCCAAAGUUGGAGAUGAUGAAGCAGUAGGAGGAGUAUCUGAUAUUAAUGAUGACGACGACGACGAAUACACAUCUUUGAGAAGUUCAAGGACGCACGAGUCGUCAAAUUCAAACUCAAACUCACAGUUUUUACUAGCUUCGCCGAUGUCGCAUUUACCCAUUAUACAGACUAUUAGAGAUUUUUAUAACGAUUUCACCACUAUAGAUUGGACCAAGGCUUAUUUAAAAGGCAACCAAUUCAAUUAUUCGCUAGAGAAAAACAGGUGGAUAGGAGUCGAGAAUGUCGAUGAUGAUGAUGACAAUUAUGAAGAAAAGAUUGCAAAUUCCUCUAUUCCAUUCCUCCAAAAACAAUACUUUAUACUAGGCAAGUGGAUAUUGAUUGUGUUUGUCGGGUUGUUUUUCUCCAUCAUUGCAUUUGUCAUUGAUAAAUUUGAGCUUUUGCUCGUGGGUGUCAAGCACGGCUACUGCAAGACAAAUUGGUUUGCUAGUCAAGUCACCUGCUGUGCAAAUGCCGACAAUAGCAAACAUUCGGGGCUGUUUAACCAAGACACUUGUCCGCAAUGGAUUAGCUGGUCUAAUUACUUUGAAAAUCUUUGGAUCUCACAGCAUAUAAGGGUAGAUUAUCUCAUUUAUGUCGUCUUGUCAGUAACAUUGGCAUCAUUGGCAUGUUUGGUUACUUUGACUACUAAAAUCACAGGUGGAGCCGUCGAUGACGACGACGGCAACGGAGGCAACACCAAAGGUUUUACAAGUGGAGACGCGUCCAAGGCUAACAAGCGAGAUCACGUUAAUCGCACAAAGCCAAGAGUCAUCUACACCGCAAAUGGGUCGGGUGUGCCCGAAGUGAAAACCAUCUUGUCGGGCUUUGUUAUCCGCCGUUUCUUGGGUGUUUACACCUUGUGUGCCAAAACAAUUGCACUCAUCUUUGCCAUUGCAUCUGGUAUGUCCCUUGGUAAAGAAGGCCCCUAUGUGCACUUGGCCACAUGUGUUGGAAACAUCACUUCAAGAUACUUCCCGUUUAUUUACAAGAAUGAUUUGUUUGAAAAACAGAUUUUGUCUGCGAGUGCAUCAGCGGGCGUUGCAUUGGCAUUUGGCUCACCCUUGGGAGGCGUGUUAUUUAUUUUAGAAGAAAUCAAUAACUAUUUGCCCAGCCAUCAAUUGUUCCAAGUGUUCUUUUGUGCCAUUAUAUCAACAUUGUUUUUGAAGUUUUUGAACCCUUAUGGGACGGGGAAAACAGUGUUGUUUGAACUAGAGUACUACUCGGAUUGGUAUCCAUUGGAGUUGCUUUUUUUUGUGUUUAUCGGCAUCUCGGGCGGAAUAUUUGGAGCAGCAUUUGUCAAGUUUGUCAACUGGUGGCCCAAGAAGUUUCGGUCUCUCAAAUACAUCAAAGAUAAACCACUCUUUGAAGUUUUCCUCGUUGCCACUAUAACAGGGCUCGUCACUUUCUGGAACCCCUAUACCAUCCAAGCAUCGACAGAAUUGGUGUUGGACUUGGCCACUUCGUGCUCUGGUAGAGAACUCGAUCGUUCACUUUGCCCAACUACCAAAGAACAAUUUGUACGCGAAAUUGGCUCAUUGAUGGUUGCCUUGAUCAUGAAAAUUGUCUUGACCUUCAUUACAUUUGGAUUAAAGUUGCCCUGUGGCAUCUAUGUUCCAUCCAUGGUUGCUGGAGCCUUGUAUGGACGAGUAUUUGCCAUGAGCAUUCGCUACUUGGGGUUGCUUUUCAAAGACGCGACAGAGAUGCUGACUGCCACCUGCAUGCCGAGCUCAAUCUACUGUGUCGAUAUGGGGAUUUAUGCCAUGAUUUCGGCCGGUGCAUUCAUGGCGGGCGUCACCAGAAUGAACAUAACCAUAGUCACAAUCUUGUUUGAGUUGACUUCCUCGUACACUUAUGUCUUGCCCAUUGCCGUUGCCAUUGCUGUUGCCAAUUGGGCCGGCGGAUUGAUUGAGAAAAACUCGCUUUACGAAUCCUUGCUCGUGGCCAACGACUACCCAUUCAUGUCCCCCGAAACGGAGCCAAUCGACCCUAGAGUCAUGGCCAUCGACAUUGUUAGCGCCGACUUGAUACCACUGAAGAGAAGCUCCUUUCACGCUUCAACGGCAAAGGAUUUAAUCGAUGCCAAUCUGAAAAUCUUUAUUGACUUGACUGACCUGAAUAUGGUUUCGAUUGAAAUUUUGCAACAAAAAUUGGUGAUGCUUGCAGAUAGAUGUUUGUUGGAUGGAUGCAUUCCACUAGUCAAGAACCAAGUAUGUGUGGGGCUUUUAAAUUUCUCCGAGUUGGAAAUAUGCCUUGACAGAAUAGAAUCAUUUGUUCAAGAAUACGGCGUUAGAAGUGACAACAUCCAGUGCAAAUUGAUGCAAAUUAGUGGGCAAUAUAGUUUCAAAAAUAAAGUUGUCCAGCAAAAUAGCCAUGCCCAGGAUUAUUUUUCAUACGGCUCGACUAUGCAAGUGGAAGACCAAGAAGAAGAAGAAGAAGAAGGAGAAGAAGAAGAAGAAGUGAGAGAAGGGGGUGAUUUCGAUCUUGGAUGCGCUCUCGACGAAUUAACAGAUUUGACGAAAUAUGUCGAUAGAAAGCCAAUUUUUAUCAAUCAUGAUAACGAGUUGUCCUUUGCUCAUUUGAUCUUUGAUAGAAUUGGCACUAGAGUCGUUGUCUUGUUGAAAAACGGCAAGUAUUACGGGGUUUUGCAUAAAAAGGUGUUGAUUGACUAUUUACGACGCGUUGAGUCUGGCCUGCAUUGA